This is a messenger RNA of Setaria italica (foxtail millet), 1417 nucleotides long. RefSeq names its product NAC domain-containing protein 21/22. The record is from RefSeq and is a predicted model, not a curated record. Lineage: Eukaryota; Viridiplantae; Streptophyta; Magnoliopsida; Poales; Poaceae. The transcript has 3 exons. Gene Ontology annotation, molecular function: DNA binding. Bases 276 to 1112 code for a protein of 278 amino acids. Gene Ontology annotation, biological process: regulation of DNA-templated transcription.
CCGGCCGGCCGGAGACCCAGCACGCUCAAGACAUCGGAGUAGGUCUUUGCUUUCUUCGGUUCCGUGUCACUGCAUCUCCUGUAGCUCAAAAAGCAAACCGGCAGGCUGCAAGAAAGUAGUCGAGUCUGCUUGCUUGUCCAUCAUAUCUAGUGUGUGUGCGCUUCAGUUCAUAAAGCUACAGAGCCUAUAUAUAUAGGUCGGUUAUUUGCAGCCCGGCCAGCACAAAAGGAAAGAAUCAUCCAUCGAUCGGUAGCCGCCGGCGCAGAGGGAGAGGGAUGGGGCUGAGGGAGGUCGAGUCCACAUUGCCGCCGGGGUUCAGGUUCUACCCCAGUGACGAGGAGCUCGUCUGCCACUACCUCUACAAGAAGGUGGCCAACGAGCGCGCCGCUCAGGGGACGCUGGUUGAGGUCGACCUGCACGCGCGCGAGCCAUGGGAGCUUCCAGACGCGGCGAAGCUGACAGCGAGCGAGUGGUACUUCUUCAGCUUCAGGGACCGCAAGUACGCGACGGGGUCGCGCACGAACCGCGCCACCAAGACGGGGUACUGGAAGGCCACGGGCAAGGACCGGGAGGUGCGCAGCCCGGCGCCGUCGGGCUCCGUCGUCGGCAUGAGGAAGACGCUCGUCUUCUACCAGGGCCGCGCCCCCAACGGCGUCAAGUCCUGCUGGGUCAUGCACGAGUUCCGCCUCGACUCGCCGCAUACGCCACCCAAGGAGGACUGGGUGCUCUGCAGGGUGUUCCAGAAGAGGAAGGACAGCGAGCAGGACAACGCCGCCGGGUCCUCCUCGCCGACCUUCGCCGGCAGCUCAUCGCAGGCGGCGGCGCUGCCGGACGACCCGCCCAUGAUGGACGCGUACGUUGUCGACCAGACGGGCUCCUCCGCCGGCUUCGCGCCGCCGCAGGAGAACGUCGUCGGUGGCUUCGACCCGUUGAUGUGGCAGUACAACUCGGUCCUCGGCCACUUCCCGCAGGAAGUGACCAGCUCGCCGAUGAUGGGGAUGGGUCUAGGCUCCGGCGGAGUGGGAGACGGGUGCGGCCUCUUCUACGACACCGGCUUUGAUGACACGGCGAACAUUGGGGGCAUGGGGUUCCCGCAGGGGUGGAUGGGCUAGCUGAUGCGUGGAGAGCAGGAGCCUGCAGUCGUGGAUUGUGCAUUGUGAAGGAAAAAAAUGAUUGAAUUAAUUCCAUUGGUACCUAGGUACGUAGUGUGAGGUUAGAUUUGAAGUUAUUUAGAGUGCACCUCGCCAAAAAAAAAGGGGAAAGGAAAGUAGUGUGCAUGAGCAUGUGAUAGAUAGUUUGUGGUUCACCUGCAUCACGCCAACUGUAAGUAUCUCUUCAUUCCAAUGUUUGUAAAUAAAUUAAUAAAGUCAAUUCAAGUAUAUGCAUGUGUGUCUGGCACAUGAACACUGUUACUGAA